Molecule: messenger RNA, 312 nt
Organism: Linnemannia hyalina
Lineage: Eukaryota; Fungi; Mortierellomycota; Mortierellomycetes; Mortierellales; Mortierellaceae
Source: the annotation of a GenBank genome assembly
AUGGGCAUUGGUAAGAAGAUCAACAACAUGGACUGUAUUGCUCUCGAUGGAGGAUAUACACAAUACAUUGGCGAUAUUGUGGAAAAAGAAAAGUUGGACGAGCGUAACUUCUGUUUUCCCAUUCGUAAGAAACGACUACAGCAACUCCACGAAGAGGAAUCCAACUUUAAUGCUAUGUUUGGUGGAUUUCGAUCUACGUCAGAGGCUGUCUUUGGUGAUCUCAUGAAAACAUUCGUCAAGUUUAACAAUAAGGAGAUUCAGUGGACAUCGAAGAGCAGCCACAUCAUCGUGGAUGGAUGGAAGAAGGAGUAG